Messenger RNA from Austrofundulus limnaeus, 5081 nucleotides. It is a transcript of the gene jph3a, whose product is annotated as junctophilin 3a. The transcript has 5 exons. Bases 891 to 3506 code for a protein of 871 amino acids. Lineage: Eukaryota; Metazoa; Chordata; Actinopteri; Cyprinodontiformes; Rivulidae. Gene Ontology annotation, biological process: regulation of synaptic plasticity. Gene Ontology annotation, cellular component: endoplasmic reticulum membrane; plasma membrane; junctional membrane complex. The record is from RefSeq and is a predicted model, not a curated record.
GUGUGUGACUGUGGGGGAGGGGUAUUGGUUGGAGUGGAACAGUCCUGUAAUGAGCAGAUUGGGAGAGAUUGAAAGGCCGAAACACCAGAGAGGGCAGAUGACUUGGUGGGAUUUUACAACAACAAUCCAAACUGAUGCRAGCACAGCGAUGAGGAGGAGCAGCAGCGAAGGAAUAAUCCCUGCUCCUGCAUCCACAGCCUGAGCAGCUCGCCUCCUCUGCCCAGCAGGAGAGGAAAGGGGAGAUCUUCACACUUCGUUAUAUUUGCAGAGGUGUGUGAGGAUGGAUGAGACUCUCUGAGACGGAUCGCUUGUUUUCAGGAUACGUUGUGUAGAAAUCUGUCCAGUUUCUCAGCUCCUGUGUGUGUGUGCUUUGAUUUUUGUUGGUGGCGUAGCAGCGCCGCAGCAUCCCUGUCCUGUUUCCUGCUCGGUGCGGCAGGGAUGUGAGGAUGCUCUAACAUCCGAGCGAGGCGCUGCUGCUCUCUGGGCCUGCGGGACGGCUCAGAGAAGCCUAGGCCCAGCUUGUGGGAAGCAUCCCGCAGCUCGGCCGAGGAGCGGGAAGGUGGAGGAGGAAGUGGAGGAGGAGGAGGAGAGCCUCUGGAAGCCCGCCUGCCYGUGGGAAACAGCGUGCACGGAGACUGCGUUUGUCGCUCCAGACCCAUCGCUGAAGCUCAGGCGGUUUCCCAGACAAGAGAUGAUUUUCAGGUUUCGUCCUGCUGCUUUUGAAAACAGGAGCUGAUUUUUUUUUUCUAAACCAAGAGGAGAGGGAAAGGCGAGGCCCUGCACCUCCAUGCUACCUGGCUCAGCUGAGGCCUCCUACCUCCUCCUGACUGAAACACACUCCAGAUUGGUUUUCCUGACUUUCUGAGGUUUUGCCUAAACCUGUUUCAUGCAUGUCCACUGGAGGCAGGUUUGACUUUGAUGAUGGGGGGUCGUACUGCGGGGGGUGGGAGCAGGGAAAGGCUCACGGUCGAGGGGUCUGCACUGGGCCCCAGGGUCAGGGGGAGUACGCCGGCGCCUGGAGCUAUGGCUUUGAGGUUCUGGGUGUGUACACGUGGCCCAGCGGGAACAGCUACCAGGGCACCUGGGCACAGGGGAAGCGGCACGGCAUCGGAGUGGAGAGCAAGGGCCGCUGGGAUUACCGGGGGGAAUGGACCCAGGGCUUCAAGGGCCGCUACGGGCAGCUGGAGAGCACGGCUAGUGGGGCCCGGUACGAGGGGACCUGGAGCAACGGGCUGCAGGACGGGUACGGGACUGAAACAUACUCUGACGGAGGGACCUACCAGGGCCAGUGGCUGGCAGGGAUGCGUCAUGGCUACGGUGUACGGCAGAGCGUCCCGUACGGUAUGGCAGCUGUCAUCCUCUUCCCUCUGCGUACGUCUAUAAACUCUCUCCGCUCUGAGCAUAGUCAUGGCCAGCCAGCUAUGCUGGAGGAUGGGGUUGCCACCACGCCCACAGAUGGAAUCGUUGCUGGGCUGGCAGGCAGUCCGGUGGGCCGAGGUGGUUUUGCUUUGACAGCUCCAAGUGAGGCAGAGCGGCAGAGGAAAAGAAAGGGUCGCUUUCGGCAGUCUAUCCUGAGUGGGCUGAAGCUUCGACGCUCUGAGUCCAAAAGCUCCCUGGCCAGUCAACUCAGCAAGCAGAGCUCCUUCUGUAGCGAAGCUGGCAUGAGCACAGUCAGCUCUGCUGCAUCUGACAUCCACUCCAAYGCCAGCGAAAGUGAGCAGGGCGCCCCCGUGGAUGCUACUGUAACUGAAAUGUACGCCGGAGAGUGGCGGAGCGACCAGAGGGCAGGCUGGGGCAUGAGCCGGCGCUCAGACGGGCUGCAUUACGCUGGUGAAUGGGCAGGUAACAAGAGGCAUGGCUAUGGGUGCACCACCUUCCCUGAUGGCACAAAGGAGGAAGGAAAGUACAAGCAGAACUUGCUAGUGAGCGGAAAACGGAAGAACUUGAUCCCACUGAGGGCCAGUAAAAUCAGAGAGAAGGUAGACCGAGCUGUGGAAGCAGCUGAGAAGGCAGCAGACAUUGCCAAACAGAAAGCAGAGAUUGCGAUGUCACGGAUGAGUCAUGCUCGUGGGAAAGCUGAGGCUGCUGAAAGAGUAGCACAGAAAGCCACGGAGGAGUGUCGAAUGGCCCGGAUAGCUGCCAAAGAGCUCUCACCUUCCUUUCAUGUCUACGGAAACGGGCUCGAGUGUCAGUCACCAAAACACCAGGAUGCCAAGGGCAAAGAUCAUGAGGUCAUUUCCACAGGAACAGACAGUCCAGAGUUGUGCACUCCAGACACCACGCCACCUGUAAUAACACCUGAUUUCAGCCCUGUGCUGARCGUUCCUACCUCGCCCCCUCACAGCCCAACAAAGCACUCCCACCGCCCCAAAAAUGCCUGCUUUAUGCGACAAAGUGCAGUGGACGAUCAAGGYGGGGCUGAAAUUCAGGUGUUGGUAGAGGGGCGUGGGAUGGAUCCACCAAGGCCUGGCACUAACAGUUGGACUGAUCACAUGUAUCCAGAGCGAGGAGGCAGCAGUCGCUCCACCACACCUUCACUUCUUGAGGAGCAGGAAGGACAAAUCAAUGGCUAUGAGCAGGCCCCUCUGUCCAACCACAAACCGCGAGAUAAAUCUUUGUCCAGUCACAAAUCCCGGGAGCACGCCUCUUCCCACAGAGCAUGGGAGCACUCUUUUUCCAACCAAAAGCUGUCCAAGCAUGCCACCACCAAUCACAAAUCAAGGGACUACUCAUCCUCCAAUCAUAAAACACGUGAUCAUUCUUCCACAAAUCACAAGGUUUUAGAGCAUGCCUCUUCCAACUACAAGCCACAGGUGCACAUUUUAUCCAAUCACAGGGCCUUGGAACAUAACACGUCCAAUGACACAACUUCUGAGCAUGCUUCUUCCAAUCAUCGGUCCCAGGAUUUUAUCAACUCUAAUCACAAUGCAAAGGACCACAUCUCUUCCAGUUACAGUGCUCAAGAGCAUGCCUACUCCAACUACCAUCCAAAGCAGCACAACCCCUCCAACCACAAGCUUAAGGACCAUGCAGURAUAGACCAAAGGCUAGAUGGCCUCACUGGAGGGUGGACUCCUGAAGGUACCCCCAGGUGGAGCCCCGCCCACGCUCGCAUCACAGAGCAGGACGAAGAGAGGAUGAACGACUACAUGGUUGAUAUAAGGCUUCACUCUCCRGGUUCACAGACGACUCUGGGGCUGGGUCAGGAGUCCCCUGCCCCAAAAAACAACAGGCUGCGAUCCCGAGGCCUUCGGCCAGUCCGAGAGGACUCGGUAGACUCUGUCCAGAUGCUGGACAAUCUGAAUGUGGGGGCAGAGCUGGAGGAGUGGCCACUGCACAGGGACCUCACCCUCUCCCCACCUUUAAAAUCUCAGCCCAUCACUCUGGAGCAGGAAGGAGAGAUUCUCACUCUCAAAUCAAACUCAGGCUCCAGCUCUAUUCUGGUGGUUUUGGUCAUUUUACUCAAUAUUGGAGUAGCCAUUCUUUUCAUUCACUUCUUUAUUUAAGCUUAUACAGGCAUAAUCUACAAAGUCUUCUUGAUAACUAUGAUAUAUUAUUAUAUUAUUAAAAACAGUGAUGGACACUGGACGUCUUGGACUGGAGCCUGCAGCCUCAGUGACUGACUUCAGAGCCUUUCUAAUGUUGCUAUCAGUCUUUUCAACUCCUUYGAAGCCUGUUUAAGUUUCUACAAAAAUGACCCUUUUCAAAUGCUUUUACUCAGAUCUCAACUAUGAAGUAAAAGACUUUUGAGUCAGCGUUAACAAGAAGGUGURGAGACACACACGUGCAUGGGUGUCGAGCCAGACCAGAGAUGGCACAGAUAUAGCAGCCACUGUUUUCUGGUUAUCAUGAAGGUCAUGCAAACAAAGAGCAUUGCACACAGUCCAUCCUGAAACCCCUUAAAUCUUCCUCCUUUCAAUCUCUAUUGGCACUAUGCGCUACAUACAAAACUAUGCUGCAAGAAUAGAUUCAUUUUAAAGGGCUCUGUCAUGAUUGUUUUGUUUUUCCACUCUGAACUUUCACAAACACACACACACGUGUUGCAUGAGGCUGUGUGCGGUUUGAAAAAGUGCAUUUUUUAAUCCCUUUAACUCGGUUCUGUCCUCAUUUGUCUGCACUCCAUCCCAGUAAUYAUCAGCACCGUUUCACCUUCACCUCCAACCAGAUCAUCGACUCCGAUCAGAUUUUUAUUUGAAUCCCCAAAAUCGAGCGCCAACACACGCCUGAAUUUAUAAACAUGCACACAUUCGCACGCGGAGAAUAACACAUGACUGCUAACACACGGAGGAGGCUUCAGCCUUUCCCCUUUGUACAGCCUUGAGACUGUUACGUUAUAACCACUAAAUCUACUAUAUAUGUCGAUGUGUCAUUAUUAUUAUUAUUAUUAUCAUUAUGAUUAUUAUUAUUAUUAUUCAAAGGUUUGUUACUUUUUGUAGUUUGCAAAACAGAGAGAAUGCCGAGUGCCUCGUAUUUAUUAAGUUUUCCUCUAAAACUUUAUCCCAAAUCUGGACUGAUGGAAAAAAAAAACCCACAGGCAAGUGGCGAGGAGACGAAUAACCUUUGAAAUUUUAUAAAAGUCUCACCUCGUCACCUUCUUCACCCUGAAAUGGCAUGCACUGUUUGCUCUCCCUCCCAGGCCCUCUUUUUGGAAUAGUCAAAAAGUGUGGGGGGGUGGAAAUUGGGUUUCUACUGUGUCGUUUUCAGACACUUUUUGGGCCGGAUGAAGUUUUCCUUCUUUCUUUAGUUUCAGCAUGUUUGUUCAGCCUGCUCAAUCUGGUGUUGGUUUGUGAGUCUCUCUUCCCCAGCAACACAAAAAGGCUGUGUGAAAACAUGACUGAGAGCCGUGUAAAAUAAACGCUAGCUUCUAACUUUCCGUGGAAACAGAGACAUCCCCGAGUUUAUGAAUGAAACAAAAAAAAAAAAAAAUCAACUCUCUGCUGCUGUGUGUUUUAUACUUCGCACCCAGUGGCAUCAUCAUGUUGUGACAUCAUUGCAUGCCCAAGCAUGCUUUUUCUUACUCUUUGGUUUAUGAGGUUGUUUCAAAGUUGAUGUGGAGAAAAUAAUGAAAUGUUUGAAAUGAA